UAUGUUGUAUUUAUUGUGGUGGGAACAGGUCUUCUCUUCAUGCUUAUUUUUCACAUUGGACUUAAAGAACCCCCAAGAAGUUGUAUAUUCAGUGGGCAAGUAGCAGUUAAAGGCAGUAAAAGAAGGGCAGACAAUUGGAUCCACUGGUUUAAAGAAAAACAGUUUUAUCAGGUUUGUAAAAAAACCCAGCCUACAUAAAGAAUUAAUGCUGCAAGAAAAAAGGCUGCAUAAACAAGACUGUUUUUGGCAUGGUAACAUAAGAAGUUAUUUUUUUUGGCUUUGUAACAUUAUGUAGAAGGUUAAGGUUGCUAGCAAUAAAGAGUGAAGUAUGGAUCAGAGGUUAAGAAAGAGAUUCUAACCCUUUACAUCUCUAGCUGGUAACCUCAUAAUUACAAAAAUUUCCAUAUGGGGCUUCUUUGGAAAGAUGUGUGCAAGAUAUGUUACAUGUACUGUACUUCUUUUUAAAACAAUUUGAAAAAGAUGGGACUUCUUAAAUCAAAUUUUCGGUUACAAUCGGCGGCGAAAUUAGUUGAGACACUUUUUACUUUAAGCGGCCUCUCUAACAUUUUGCAAACUUUAAAAAAAGAAAAUACUGUAAAUGACUUAAUAAAUGCCCAUUUACAAAUAUAUGCCUCCUAUGUGUUUAACGCCCCCUCUAUGCUGUUAAAAUCAUAUUAGAUUCCCCCCUGUGAGAAUUACUCCAAAAUACUGGGAAUUACCAGAGAGGAGUGAACUCAUUCGAUUCAUUCAGUUUCUUGCUUGAUUAUUAACGAGACUUUGCAUAUUUCAUCUUGUUCAAUGUCAUGUUUAGAGUAAGGAUAGACUAAAGAUAGUAACACAAUAACCCUGAGUGAAGAUUCUGACAUUGAUAUCGGGAUUUGAAAGGUCAAUAUGGAUCUUUAGACAGCCUAGACUGGCGUAUUAAUUAAUUGAUGGAGUGGAUAUUCCGCUAUUUUUAAACUCUCUUGAUAUUUUCACUGAAGGCAUAUUAGGUUUGUUGAGCUUGUUACAGUAAUGAGAAUAAAUGCCUCUCUCUAAACACCCCUGCUUGGACCCCUAGAAUUAAAUAGAUGCCCUGGGCAUUUAUUAGGUCAGUUACAGUAAAACAUCCCUCCCCCAACCCCACCCGCCAUGCAUUUUUGUGCCACUGUUUUAGCUACUUGUGGCUCAACUUUGAAUGAAGAGGAGAGGGUAGUGCUUGACACUAGCGCUAGUCCACUAGCCCAGGACUAGUGAAAAUUUACGCUGGGCUAGUAUUAAAGAGUGUCCUCCUACUAGCCCCUAGACCAGUAGCUUACUGCAGUUCUUUUUCUAAUGCUUUAUCAGUAAUUAAUUUUUUAGCUUGAGUAUCAAAUGUAAACCAAAGGACUCACUGUUCAUAUAGUGGAGGUAUCAUAGCUUAGUAUUGACUCGCUAAACAGACGCCAUGUUGGUAAUGCAACUACGUGGUCAUUUUCAUUUCACUCAGUAAAGUAGGGGCCUGGGUAAGAGCUGUCAUCAAAGUCGGGUAAGCCCCAUUGGACAUAUUGCAGUUUUUUUGUGCACAUAAUUUACGGCAGGAUCAGGAAUGAAGAAGAUUUCAAGCUUUUUUUAACAACUUACCUUUGAGAAAGCAUCCUGUUCAAUGGUCUUUUGACUCAAACAAACAUAUUAUCAACCUACCAAGUGCAACUUAAUGGAAGGAAAGCUUUCUAUGGAAAUUUUUAGUCCUAGUUCAAUAUCCUUCAUUGACAAUGCAAUUGUAAGAAAUUUUACUCUUUGAAGCUUUUCAAAGACUUGCCUCCAACUUGAAGGGAAUUUGUAUAUGAUCACCUUUUGAUUAUGGAACCACGCUCGACCUGUAGUCAAGAAUAUCAUUCUGAUCACAGUAUAACUGAACCAAUAAACUAAACGUUACUGGUCAUUUUCAUUCCCUUCAAGCCGUGAAAGUUAGAACUCGUAGCCUUCAUUAUAACGAAUAUUAGAAGUAAUUGUUGAGUUUUAAAAAUUACAACACAUGACAUUCAGAUUGCCUCUUGAACUCUGGACUGACAAGAAACAAAGCAGCAUAUAUAAGCCAUUCAUUUUAUUACUGUUGAUAUCUUUUUGCCUCUAAAGUUGGAUUGGUUUUUAUAAAAAUUGUUGUAUUAACUGUUUUAAUAAAGAAUAGAAAACUAACAAAAAUAACUGAGCAACUUUUAUUCCUUUUAUUUCAUUUUAUUGCACCGGCAGAAUAUACAUAGUAUUAUUUCAGUUAAAGGACGAACCUGUAGAAGAGGAGAAGACUGGUUCCUAACAGCCCGGUACUUGUUUUGGACCAGUGGCUUGUCGUUCUGGGCUGGUGAUUUAUUUCACUCACUAGCCCAUUGCGCGUGUAGUGUCCAAAAAAGUUAGUGUCGAGCACUGGAGGGGAGGGGCGUCGAUUGUUUUGUUCUCCAAAGUUACGCCAUUUGAGGACCAUGUCACGACAAUUUUGUUGCCGAUUGUAGUUUGGCCUCAUAAAGGUAGAGUUUGAAAUCAAACUAGCAGUCAGUUGAUCUAAUCCAUUUUUUUUUAUAUUCUACCGGAAUCAAAGCACAACAGGUAUGCAUGGACAGGCGAUACACGACUGUUUUGUGCUAGGACACUUGUAUAAAGUUAUAGCUUUUAAUAGUAACCUGAUAUCGGGCUCUACUUUUGUUUUGCUUUGUAAAAUGAUAUUCUUGCUUCCUAAGCGAAUAAAAAAGACUACGCAAGGGAGAAUGUAUGAUGGCUGCUAAAAUUGGGCCUCGCAUCGGUUAUCUUUAUGGUGAAUAUUUACAUGAAACGGUCAUUUUAAUCCUUCUAUUUUUUUUUCUUGGCAGGUGGCAGCUUUGUACAUGUGUACUCGUCUCAUUGUCAACAUUACACAAGUUUACAUUCCUAUGUAUACUUUGGAAACAUUGUCUCUAAACAAGGUAUAAUUAAUUUUUAUCAGGGCUGCAAGCAUGAGAUUUCAAGUCCCUAUGUAAAUGUAAUAAAAUAGGAAGGGAAUUAAACAGCGAGGAAGUUCUUCUGGUUCUGUCUGUUAGGGUCAUAUACGUGUUUGUAUUCAUAGCUGCGUGGGCAGGGAAAAUCCCAGCCCUGGCUCUUAUUGACAAGUAUAGUAAUAAUUGCAGAUAAGGGGAACUGUGCGUUUGAUUGGGGGAAAGGGGAGGGGGGAAUGAGUGGUAGUCGUAAGAAGGUGCAAAACGUGAUGAGCUUCUAAUAUUGAGAAAUCAAAAUCAAACACUUUUAACAAUAUGAACAUCAGCAGCUGUCUUCAUCAGUGUUAUUGUUUGUCCUCCCACUUUACAAUUCGUUGCUAUUUUUUCAACAACCAGUUGUUUUAGGGAAGCUAAGAAGCGUCCUUCAUUUUACUUUUGCUCCCUGGUCUACAUCUCCAACACUUUCCUAAGGAUCCUUGCUGACCCCAAAAGGGCACAUCUCUGAAUCAGUUAUGGUCCUCAGAUUUUCUUUUAACCUCAGUGGUAUUGUUCCCAAUGCCCUCACCACUAUGGGUAUCACCUUUGUCCUUAUGCCCCACAUCUUUCAGAUUUCUCUAGCGAGGUCUUGAUAUUUUUCCACUUUCUCGUCCUCUUUUGCUCUCCCCCUUCCAUCAUCAUCAUCAUCAUCAUCAUCAUCAUUAUUAUUAUUAUUAUUAUUAUAAAAAAUCCACUGAAAAAUUCAGCUAUUGGUUUUGUUAUUUUUUAGUCCAAUGUCAAUUUAUUGCAGUUUUCCCAAAACCUUUUAUGCGUGUUUUGUUGUUGGUUCUAGGACACCAUUGCCAAAAUUCCCUUGGUUGUCUACGUUAGUGGUUUCCUUUCAACAUUCCUAACCAAGCCACUAAACAAGUGCUAUGGGAGAAAGGUAAAUGCAUACAAUAUAACUUGAAAUACUUUUAAUAAUUUAAACUCGUGUACAAAAAUAAUCCUCAUGAGAGGAGGUGAUUGAGAAGCUGGUGGAGCUGAGAACUGCAGCCGAGUGCAAUUUGUAACCAUGACAACUCUGUGAGUGGCAUCCACUGAGGCACCAUCACACUACUAAUCAGUGGAACCUAAUUAACAUACAUUUUUUAUACUUACCGAGGAGAGAGGAGGGUGGCAAGCAAAAAUCCUAGAACCACGUGCUGUGAGCAGCAACUUGAACAUAAAGGCCUGACCUCAACAUAGAAACUGUUAAAACUUAUCAGGCACAGCUGUACAUGUAGGUAUUAGAGUGCCCCUGAUAAUCUCGUAUGAGAGACUGCUGGCCAGCUUUGUCUCCAGUUUAUAAGCUAGCCUAAAUUUUAUCUAGCAACAUUAUACUCAUUUUUGUAUAGUCUAUUUUAAUAGUUAAACUAACAGUACACUGACGUGUCUAUUUAACGUACUCUGGUAAAAACGUCCAUAAACUAAAUUGGAAUCUUAGAAAGACUUAAAAGUAUAUGUUUCAACCUCAGUUAAGAACUAUUAUUUUCGUAUCUUUUUUCAGGGAACAUUUUUUCUAGGUCUUCUCUUAAUUGCAGGCACAAGGUAUGCCUGCCGUCUUUUAUCAUUACAGAAAGUAGCCUUGACUGUGAUCUGUUCUGUUGUAAAUUANUCUUAUGUGAAUAUACAUUUGCACACAAAAACCAUUUCAGUGGAGUGAACAUGAUGGAGAGGUGUGAGUGUGGUAGUAUUUUUUAACUGGGGAUAGGAAAAAAUGAUUUUGAUUGUUUUUGUUUCGUUUUUUUUUCCGAGGGGGGGUUUGGGGGGGGGGGGGGGGGGGGGGGGCCGGGGCGGGGGGGCGGGGGGGGGUUUUUGGGGGGGGGGGGGGGGGGGGGGGGGCAUUUAUUAGAGAAGGGGGUGUAAUAGAAACUUAAAAGCGUGGGGUGGGGUGUUUAUUAGACAAGACCCGUUGAUUCAACACAGCGCAUCUAUUUGAUCGUUGAGGGUUUAUGUGGCUUCCUGUGGUAUCAAACUGAUCUUUUUGGUAUAUUCUCUUGUUUAUCCACAGUUUAUGGAUGUGGUUUAUUCAAAAGGGCCACCUCUUACAAACAUAUGGAGUAUCAGUGCUGUUAGGUGUUGGUGGAUCCACGCUUCUAGUUACUGCCCUGACUAUGUUAGCAGAUCUUAUUGGGGAGAAUGUGGUACGUGUGUUUGCCCGGUGAAGGCGUUGUGAUAAGACAAGUAAUAGGAAACUUAGAUGAGUUACAGUUAAAACCCGCGAUUAAGAGCCUUUUUUUUGGAACCUGUUAUGCUAAGAUUUGCCUGUUAGGCCCCCUCUAUACAAGAAACUGUUAACCCUAAAAUUUGAAACAGUUUCUUGUUUUCUAAAAUCUAUAUUAAAAAAUCUGUACGCUUGGGCAAACAAGAUAGGUCAACAUUCAGUAUCUUCUUUGGAGACAUGAGGGUCCUUAUUACUCCAAACUGCAAUGUAAUGCACCGUAUGCAGGUUUUGCGUAAGGAAUGACCUGAAUACCUCUAAAUAUUCUUAGCUACAAUGUAUUCAUUUCUUCACAAAAUAAGAACCUAUUUAAGAACCUAAACAGCCUAACUUUUUGCUACUUACCAUUUAUGUAAGAAUCUGUUUAGGCUAACGUGGAAAAAUGCAAGGUUCUUAAUCGCGUUUUUGCUGUAUGUCAUGAUGUUUGUACACGAGAAUCAAAGAUAACCCUGACAUAAAGGUUUAGUUUCAUUUAAAAUUACAUUACAACUACACCUCAACUAAAUGUGUAUGUCUUUGCCUUUCGAUGGCCCGGAUGGAAACGGAUUGCAACUUGAAAUAUUUGCGCCAACGUUUUCAAGUUUAGCAAACUGAUCAUAGUUUGUUUUCCCUCUUGUGUUGUUCAUAUCCUUAGCACUAUCUAACUUUGUAGACUAUCUCAUCAAUUUAUGGGCAACGACCGAAUCAAAGUGUUUUGAAUUCAGCAUAUUGCACAUAAAAUGUUCUAAUAUUGUUAUUUCGGAUUUGACAGGAAACAGGUGCCUUUGUGUAUGGAGCCAUGAGUUUUACCGAUAAAUUAUCCAAUGGAAUCGCAGUUCAGCUGAUCCAGAUAUUUCAUCCUUGCAAUUCUUUGGGAGAGUAAGUAUAUAUUUUUUUUGACAACUUGCCGUUGUGAGUGAAAGCGGGUGUAUACUCAUGUGACAAUAUAACUGUAUAAUAGUUUAGAGGACAAAUCGUAAAAAAAUUGUAGUCAGUUAGACAGUCCAUUUACUUAGAAGACCUAGGCAGAGGAAGCUAUGGUACAUGAGACAACGUUGUACCCUUUUUUUGUACAACAGAGUGAAAAGCAGUUUGUCGAAUACUGUUUCCAACCGAUUUUUUUAACAUUGUGUGCACGUUGAGCGCAGAAUUGUCAACAACAGUUUGUACGUGUAAUACUUUGCAGAACACUGCACAUUUUUCAAUUUUGCUCACAUUUUGCGCAACACUGUAAACCACAGGGUUCAGACUAUUAUAUACAAUAUAGUGCACCACAUUUUGCAUAACUAUGAUUUGUGCGACACUAGAUAACACUGCGUGCAAGGUUGAGCGUAUCAUUGUCGACAACUGCUUGCACAACAUUGUGUUUAACGUUUUGCAAACACGGCACAACAUUGUGAUAAACAGUUUGUAUAACGUUGCGUGCAAUGUAACGCAUUGUGAAUUCUGGUCACAUUUUGCGCAACAUUGUGAACCACAGGUUGCACAUUACUAUGUACAGUAUAGUAUACAACAUUUGUGCGACACUAAAUAACACUGUGUGCAAGGUUGAGCGUAACAUUGUCGACAAUGGCUUGUACAACGUUGUGUUUAACGUUUUGCAAACACUGCACAACAUUGUAAUAAACAGUUUGUAUAACGUCACGUGCAACGUAAUGCAUUGUGAAUUUUGCACAAUAUUUUGUGCAACAUUAUAAAAAACAGUUUGUUGCACAAAUAUGUGAAGUACAGUGCACUACGUUUGUGCAAAAUCUUACAUGUAUAGCAUUGGGAGAGACGUUGAGCUCAAUAUUGUCAAACGAGUGAACAAUAUAGUGCCAAUAAUUGGGCAACAUUGUAUAACGUUGGGCGUAACUUACUUUGUGCGCAACGCUGUCGCAAAUCUGGUGUGCAAUGUUUGCACAAAAGACCGGCUACAUACCUAACACUGCUUGGACGCAGCGCUGUACGCAACGAAAUCAAUGUAGAAAAAUGCGCGAAAGUCUCGUGUGCGUAGCAUUUUGCACAUCAUUUGCAUCAUCAUAUGAAAAAGGGCAUUAAAUUUCGCGAUUUAACCGUUCUCCAUUUCAUUUAUUUUUUUAAAAAGUCUGGCCCUUUAAAAAUUUCUUGAUAAACUGGAACAAGCAAUGUAUGCAAUCUUUGCAAACCAAAGCUAUUUCACAACUGAAGAUACAAAAUGGAGUUUACCAGUAAAACCAGUUAGCAAUUUGCUUAUUUGUCAAUACAUGAUCCUGUAUAUGCUGUGCUAUUACAAGUUAAUUUUGAUUUGAAUUUCCUAUGUAGGUAUUAAAUUUCGCAAGGAAUUAUUUUCGCGGGUCUUUAAUUUCGCGAUUUCUUUUACAAUUACGAAAAACGCGAAAAUGUAAAGGGUUUAGUUUUAUCGUUUGUCUCACAAUUGUCACUUUGAUAUUGAUCACCACGUUUCGACCGCACACUGCAGGUCUUCAUCAGGCGAUAGUGUUGAUUUACUGAGUCGAACUAUUUGUACCACCGUGGUUGUUAGUGAUUGGUGUAUCACAAACCUCGCUCAUGGUUGGUGGGUUUCGAUCCAAAAGCGUUGUUGGCAUUGUGAGAGGAAGAAACUGAUCCCUCAGCGAUCCACUGUGGUAGAGAUCGUUUGCUAUGUUGUCUUAUUGUAGGCAUCCACGCGUAAGGAAUUUCAAUUCCACUGUCCCUGUUGUUAUCUUAUGACAACGCGAAAAUAGUACCAAUAAGGUACAUGCGGUCAACAUGAAGCAACAAAAAUGACUUCUUGGACCCGUUGGUGAGUGUCCGUCUUGGAGAGGUUUUCGUUUUAUAGAGUCAAAGACCCUAAAAAGGCGGGAACCGUUAUUUUACUGUCGGUGUCCAUGCAUAGGAGUUUUUGACCAUACUUAUUUAGCUGGAUGUCAUGGGAAAUCAACGAGUAAUGGCAGUAUGCAAUGCCGUAUACAGAACUGAUGUAGCUCCAGUUAAACGAAUGGUGCUUUUACUGUUGCUUGAUCUUUCUUACAUUUUCGUUUUCAUCCCAGUAAAAGCAAAGUUAAUGCCAUGGGAUUGAGAAUAAGGAGCUCCUCGAUCAUGGCUUGAAACUCUAGUCGUCUCUUGUCGCCACCUAAAUUCUUUCCUUCAAGAAAGCCGCCUUUUUGGGUUACACCAGAAAAGGAUGAAAAACCAUGCCCAACUCACUGUGCGAAGAAAAAAAUAUUUUGGAAGUCGUACAGUUAAGGUUGAUGUUGAUAAAAACGACUGUCCGAUGUGAAUGUGUUGGCUUUGAAUCUGAACGUAUUUGGUCUGCCACGCCUUGACCACGCAUCGCUUGGUUUCCUUGGACACGGAAACGUGACAGUGCACAUUGUUGUUGUUUUUGUUUUUGUUGUUUCUACAGUGGCCAUAAUGGCACCUCGUCUCCGUGAAGUUAUGACGCUGAGAUUUUCCACCAUUGAACUUUCCUAACAUGGCGUUUUCUUGUAAUGUCACGCAGUUUCGACACAAAUGGAAUCGAUGAUUUCUAAAUGCCGUUGAAGAUUCAUACUGUCCGCUAUGAAUUGACGUCAACUUCAACUCUUGUAAUGUCUUAGACUUUCGAUUUCAUUUAUUCUUUCGGUCACAUCAUAGACAGCUCAGGUCAGGCCUCAGAGCUUAAAAGCUCUUAAACUAGGCAGGUCAGGAUAAUAAGGAUAAUUGUUAUUUUAUUUAGUAACUAUUUUUUGUAAUCUUGAUGCUAUUGAUUCUGCUUGGCUGCACUUUGCUGGUAACCGCAAAACAUACCUCACUGCUUCACAAUAUGCCUUCCUUUGCUAUUUGCUGAUCGUUGCUGCUUAACCGGCGCGUUUUUUGACUUCAAUACAUGUUGCAUUUUGCUAUUCUCAUCCAUGAUGUGGUUUCAGCCAUGGAGGUAUGCACAGUCCAGGGAGUGGAAACACCACAGCUUUGCCGACUGGGGUCGGUCAUCAUCAUCAUCCACACAUGUACGAGUGUGAAAUCAAAACUCAUUUUUACUUAAUACUAGUUAUUUUAACUUUUCCUUCGAAUUUCUAUGCCAGAAUGAUUUAGAACUGUAGUGUUGACGGAAUAGAUGUAUGAAAUUGUUUCAAAACAUUUUCAGGGGCGUAGCUAUUUGUCCAAAAAUAACCCUACGUGCUAUAAAAACAAAAACAAAAUAGAGGAACAUUGCAAAGAAAAAAAACCGAGGUGAAUUAAGCGGUUGCUGAAGAAAAUGCGAAGGCUUUAACUGUGGCCUGCAAAACACGGUCCUACGUUCAAUAUUGCGUUAUGAAUCGCAUACUGAUUCAUAGCGCAAAGAAAAUCGAGUUACCCGCGUGAACACGAUUUAGGAAACGUAGUUGGGGAAAAUUUGGAACAAUGUGCGUAUUGCUAGAAAGUUCCCGGCUACACCCCUGAAAACUCGCAGUUGUCUUUUUUUAGGGACCGUUCAUUUUUUUUAUUAGGUAGCGGUUGGGUGGAAUUUGAGGGGGGGGGGGGCAUGAAAGAAAUAUGGCUGACCAGGAGCAUUAAAUAAGCCCCCCCCGUCUCUAUUGAGCCCCCUCCCCCCCAUCAAAAGUGCUUGGAAAAAAUAAGCCCCCCGGAGGGCUUAAUAGAGGAUUUACGGUUAAUAGAGUUUUAAAUAACAAAACUGGACCAUUGUUUGAGAAUUUAAUUUAUGAGAAGACGCGUUUUAACUUUUUAUUCAGUAGCAAAUAGCGUGACAAUAACCCCUUUAAUUGUUCAAGGUCGAUUUAAUUAAUUAGCUCCAUGGUUCUUUUCAGAGCAUGUUGCCCUAAAUGUGAUCUGUACUACAGAGAAGUUAUGGUAGUUGUCACCGGUGGAGCCACUAUUAUUUCUCUGCUGGUUCUUUUAACAAUGCUUAAGACAAAGAUUGGUGAAUUUAAAGGUGAUUUUAAAGGUUAGUCAAUUUUUCACCAUUCACUGUAACUGAAUUCAUUCCAGUCCCUGGUGCAAACUUAAGAGUAGGCGAAGCAUCGGGUGAAUUUGAAAAGCAGUAAUAACUCGUGACACUAUUUUGUGGAAAGCGGUCAAUAUAACUUCAAGAAGGUAACGUAAACCUUUCAACCUUUUGCCGUGAUUCCUAAGCUGCAUUUGUCACUUUUGGAACGAGGAAACUGGGGCGAGUUAUUUUUCGCAAAGACUUCUGGGACUGUCACUAGGCAGAGGGGAAAAAAUUGGCCAAUCGCUGACCGAUUCUAACGAUCCCAGAACCAAUAGCGGGACUCGUUUCGGUUCCAGUCCCCUUCUCGUUUAUAAAGUGGGGAAUCGCUUUUAGACAAAUUUCCAGUGAAAGUCAAGUGCUAUUCGUUUGCAUUCUCUGUUAAAAGGUUUUAUAUGUGACAGUAGAAUCAAACACAAGAGUGUAUCUUUAAUUUUAAUUGCCAGAGUAUUCAUCUGCCUUUCUAGCCACGAAGGGUCCGCUGGUACUACCUGGCCAUUUUAAAAUCACCUGUAACUGAUUGCGUUUAUAUUUCCUUCCUUGACUCUAAGAUUGAAAAUGAGUUCACCUGUCACCGUUCCUCUCCGUUGAUUGAUUCUCAACAGUAGUAAGAGGCCAGUUAAGUGCCUUUCGGUUGUGAGGGUAUUCUUCAUCUAAGGCUCAACUGGUGAAACACGUUUAACGAAAAGCAAUGUUUACUGUUUCCUCUGGCCUUUCCUUUUUGUUAUCAUCCUGUGAUUUUUCUGUACACUGGCUUUAGGGGAUAAGAAAUGUGCGUUUAGCCAUCCCUCCCCCUCCUCUUCCCUCUCUUGACGUUUGUAACCCUUGCAAAAUGACAGGUUAUGAAAUGGAUGUUUAGAAGAAUGCAUGCUGAGGACCGCUUGCUCGAUAUUCUUACCUGUUUUCUAACUAUUGCAAUUUCUUAUUGCAAGAUGGCGCUGUGGUAGACGUGACCGUUCAAGAUGCGCUCCUCAGUAAGACUGCCUCAGUUAGCACAAGCUGCUCUAAGACAACUGGAUCAUCCAAAAGCCCGUGUCUAAUGUAUGAGCCCACGACCCCUCCCAAAUACGGGUCAUUGAAUGGCACGUGUCAGAAUAUACCAUGCUCAAUACAAGAGGAUUAUUCUAGCUACGAUGAGACCAGGCCGUCGCCAAAAACGUCCCGGUGACGUUGUGGAGAAGAUGAUACCCCUGGUACUGUACUGAAUGUGAUGGGCUGUGAGGUGUUUUCUUAGUUAACGAUCCCCUGAUAUAGAAGCAGAAACUCGGUUUGCCCACCUAUGAAAGGAGAUUGUGGUUGAGCGAGGUGAACUAAAGACUGGUUCUGUUCCAUUGUUCACUCCUGCUGUAAUGAAAGGAUUUCUUGACUAUACAAGUUCAGCUUGUCAGUCCGCUUUAAGAAAGGCGACUGUGUUUGAGCGAGAUGAACCGAAGAACUGAUCCACCGCCCUUUGAUCCCGGAGGCCUUUUUCAACAAAAUGCCUAUAGCUGUUAAAACUGAGCGCUGGAAACGAUCCCCUGAUUGCAGAACGCAGUUUGUCCGCCUUAGUAUAAAGGCAACCACGUAGAUUUUCCUAGUUGUUAGAACGCUGUUC
This is a messenger RNA of Porites evermanni, 11663 nucleotides long. The record is from the annotation of a GenBank genome assembly. Lineage: Eukaryota; Metazoa; Cnidaria; Anthozoa; Scleractinia; Poritidae.